Fusarium subglutinans is the source of this 918-nucleotide messenger RNA. RefSeq names its product alcohol dehydrogenase Bli-4. The coding region runs from base 1 to 918 and encodes 305 amino acids. The transcript has a single exon. NCBI's taxonomy places the organism in Eukaryota, Fungi, Ascomycota, Sordariomycetes, Hypocreales, Nectriaceae. The record is from RefSeq and is a predicted model, not a curated record.
AUGUUCUGGUCCAAAGAACAAGACUUCAACCCCAAAGACAUGCCCUCUCUCGAAGGAAAAGUCAUCCUCGUCACCGGCGCCACCGCAGGUCUAGGCAGAGAAUCCGUCCUCCAAUUCGCCCACCACAAUCCCUCGCGCAUUUAUCUCUGCGGUCGAAACCUAGAAAAAGCACAACUCGCAGCACAAGAUAUCCAGCGCACUGUCCCAUCGGCCUCCAUCAGACUCCUCCAUCUUGAUCUCUGCUCAUUCGCUUCUAUCAAAAAAGCAGCGCGAAUCGUGCUCUCGGAAUGUGAAAGGCUUGAUAUCUUGAUGCUUAAUGCAGGUACCAUGUUUGUUCCUCUUGAUCGUACUGCAGACGGUUAUGAGAUCCAGUUUGGGACGAAUCAUAUGGGUCAUGCGCUGCUUGCGAAAUUACUUAUUCCGUUGCUCGAUAAAACAACACGUUUACCUGAUGCAGACGUGAGAGUUGUCUCUCUCGCAUCUCAUGGACAUGUCUAUCUUAAGAAAGGCGGGAUCAACUAUGACACCCUCAAGACUGAUGGAGAGUCGAUUGGUCUCUAUCAGUGCUACUACCAGAGCAAGCUUGCCAAUAUCCUCUGGGCGCGCCAUCUGGCCAGGAAGUAUCCGCGUUUCACAGUAUCUGCUAUCGAUCCUGGGCUGGUGAACACGGAGUUGUUGGUGAAGGCCACGGGGAUGGUUUGGUAUUUAUAUGCAGUGGUGAGAUGUAUGUUGAUCACGCCUGUUGCAAAGGGCGUCAGGAAUCAGCUUUGGGCGUCGGUUGCGGAUGGUGUCAUUAGUGGAGAGUACUAUGAGCCAGUUGGGAAGCAUGGUUUGGCUAAGGAGGAGGGGCGAGAUGAUGAGUUAGCGCAGCAGCUUUGGGAAUGGACUGAGAAGGAGUUGGCCGCGGUCUUGGACUAA